Messenger RNA from Tinamus guttatus (white-throated tinamou), 2184 nucleotides. NCBI's taxonomy places the organism in Eukaryota, Metazoa, Chordata, Aves, Tinamiformes, Tinamidae. The record is from RefSeq and is a predicted model, not a curated record.
AUGCCGCGUGUCGCGUUCCUGACCUUGCUCCUCUGUCCCACGUUGCAGGCGCUUCUCUGCUGGGGCGGCCCCGCUGCAGCCUCCGUGCAGGAGCAGUACUGCGAGAGCCUGCCCGCGGCGAGCAACCACUCGGGUCCCCAGUGUAACGCCUCGGUAGACCUGAUUGGCACGUGCUGGCCUCGGAGCGCCGUAGGACAACUGGUGGCUCGGCCCUGCCCGGAGUACUUCUACGGUGUGCGGUACAACACCACAAACAAUGGCUACAGGGAGUGCUUGGCCAACGGGAGCUGGGCCGCACGUGUCAACUACUCCCAGUGCCAGCUAAUCCUCAGCGAAGAGAAGAAAAGCAAGCUGCACUACCACAUCGCUGUCAUCAUCAACUACCUGGGGCACUGUGUCUCGCUGGGGGCCCUGCUCGUGGCCUUCAUCCUCUUCAUGCGCCUACGGAGCAUCCGGUGCCUGAGGAACAUCAUUCACUGGAACCUCAUCACAGCCUUCAUCCUACGCAAUGCCACGUGGUUUGUGGUUCAGCUCACGAUGAACCCAGAGGUGCACGAGAGCAACGUGGCCUGGUGUCGCUUGGUCACAGCUGCCUACAAUUAUUUCCAUGUCACCAACUUCUUCUGGAUGUUUGGCGAGGGCUGCUACCUGCACACGGCCAUCGUGCUCACCUACUCCACAGACAAGCUCCGCAAGUGGAUGUUCAUCUGCAUCGGCUGGUGUAUCCCCUUUCCCAUCAUUGUCGCCUGGGCCAUCGGGAAGCUGUACUAUGACAACGAGAAGUGCUGGUUUGGGAAGCGAGCAGGAGUUUAUACUGACUACAUAUACCAAGGUCCCAUGAUCCUGGUGCUUCUGAUCAACUUCAUCUUUCUGUUCAAUAUCGUUCGAAUCCUUAUGACGAAGCUUCGAGCCUCGACCACAUCAGAGACGAUCCAAUACAGAAAAGCUGUCAAGGCCACCCUGGUACUGUUGCCUUUACUGGGAAUCACCUACAUGCUGUUCUUCGUCAACCCGGGUGAGGAUGAGAUCUCCAGGAUCGUCUUCAUCUACUUUAACUCCUUUCUGGAGUCCUUCCAGGGCUUCUUCGUCUCUGUCUUCUACUGUUUUCUGAACAGCGAGUUCCAGGCCUAUUUUUCAAAGUUUUUGAACUGUGCCCACCUCUUGUCUCUCUCUGGCUUAGGCCAUAUCUUCAUCCACGCGGAGAGCAGCUUGUUUUCACUGCCAUGCAGCCCCACAGGGAUGGAGGUGCCCAAUCCCACCUACCACUGGGUCCACGACAAGGAAGACCACGGGAAUCUCAAAGUCAGUGAACAAGGACAUCUCCUCUUCAAAGAGUUCCAAGCAGGUGAAAGUGGAAACUACUCCUGCACCAUCUCCUACAUGGAACGCGGGCUCUCCAAGUCCCAAACGUUUCACUACAGUGUGCUUGGCUACCACGUACUUGGAGGCCUGGAGACCGUGUUGCUCUUCCAGAGCAAGCGCUGCGAGGAAAAGUGGACCAAGAAGUUCCUGUGGAUUUUGCAAGACAGCCUGAACCAGGUGGCAGCCAAGCAGCACUGCAAAUUCCAGCUCAUGGGAUUCUCCUGCUUCCCCACACUGAAUGAGCCUUUGCACAAGGUUUUUGUUGAAGUCCAGCUACAAGUGUCCUUCUUUGGGCCCCACUGGGAUGAGCGCUGUGUCUCCCAGGACCAGGAGAAGGUUGCAAACUGCUACCACAGAGUAAUCCAGCAGAACAUCUGGCAGGUCCAGCUUGUCAUGAACGAGUUCUUUAAAGAGCACAAGUUCUUCCACGUCUCCGGAGCUGAUAUCCCCCACGUCAUUUUUACCAACAAUUUUGUCGGCUUCCUGGAGACCCAGCACUGCAAUGGGGGCUACGGACAGACCAAGCAGAUGCAAAGAUGCCUCGACUGCUGCAUUGUAUGUCCACCAGGAACGUUCAGCCCUCCUAAGGACAACCAAUGCUCCCCAUGCCCUGUUGGAACCUACAGCCUGAUGUACGGCAUGGCAUGGUGCACUUCAUGCAAGGAAGGUCUGGUCACCAGGACCGCAGGCACCAGCUCCAUGGAGGACUGUGUGGAAGGAGAGGAUAAACGGGAUGCCUCCACUGUGAGCAGGAUCCCAGUCCUGACUCUCAGCAUUGCGAUACCACUACUAGUCAUCAUCAUCAUCCUUCUCAUCCUGUGA